Linum trigynum is the source of this 3636-nucleotide messenger RNA. The record is from the annotation of a GenBank genome assembly. NCBI's taxonomy places the organism in Eukaryota, Viridiplantae, Streptophyta, Magnoliopsida, Malpighiales, Linaceae.
AGAUAAUUUGUCAAGGAAAGAGUCCUUUGUUUCCUCGACCAACAAGCAAGCAUUGAUGGAGCUAUUGUCAAUUGAAGUGCGGAUUUGUUGCAAAGAUCUACAGGAAAAGUUCAUCUUUGGUGUUCUCAUGGAGAGCUUAGAACGAAUUUUUUGCUUGGGUUAUUUGCUUGCUUUUAGGUGUUUGGGUCAGUUUGUUGAUUUUGUAGCUGCGACUGCAUUACAACAUCAUGAGAGAAGAGUGGGUUGCAUUGGCAGCCUUUAGCGAGAGGCUGGUGGCACCCCGACCUUGCCGCCCUGCUGUCUGUUCCGAAUUUAGCAAGGAUCUUGACGAUGCAGUGUAGGCUAUGCGCUUCAUCGGCACAUAGAAUUUGGUCUCGUUGGCUUUGGCCUGUCUUUCUUUGUUUUUUUUUUUUUUUUUUGGCAGGAGAAGUUGGUACUUCUUUUGGCAAACUGCUGGAUGUUUCCGAGAAACAGCUUGUAAGAAGCAGGGGUGGCAGUUCAUAUGGGUGGGCAUUUGGUCGGGUCGGUUUCGAUCAAACCGAAAUUAUGAAUACCGGGUCCCCGAAUUCUUCCAAACCUCAAACCAAAUUCGAACCGAAUUAUAAUUCGGUUCGGUUUUUCACACAAAACCAAAUUUGUGAAGCUACUUGUAUCUUCUCACUUUUAAAUUAUUUUUCACCCCUAAUAUAAACAAUAAAUAUGCAAUUAUAUGCAUCAUCAAUGAUAAAAUCAAACUUUUCAACACAUAAGUCAUAAAACAUUUCAAAUAUUUAAGUCUAAAAACAACUACUAACAUAAAAAUCCAUCAUUUGGAGCUUGCAAUUAUAAUAUUUCGGUUUUUCGAUCCGAAAUUCGGAAAUUCGGUUCGGUUGAAAGAACCUUGAUUUUCGAACUAUCCAUAUUUCUCUUCCGAAUUCCGAAACGAAUGGCAUUAAUUUGGUUUCGGUUCAGUUUGAUUCGAUUUCAGGUCGGGUCGGGUUUACCGAACCGGUUGCCCACCCCUAGCAGUUUAAUUAUCGGUUAACAGGUCGGUUAAACCGAUAACCGCGGUUACCAACCGAUAAUUACAUUAGGCGGUCGGUUGUCGGUAACCGUAAUAGGUGCUUCGAUUAACCGAGUGACCGAAGUCGGUUAACCGUGGCUAACCAACCGAUCCAAAACGACGUUGUUUUAUAUUAAAAAAAAAACCCUAAGUCCUAACCCUAUCUCCUUCCUUCGUUGACCGACCCCAGCCGCCAGCCCUCUCGACCCCUCAGCCCUCGCCGACCUUCACCCUCCUCCAGGCCAACCCAGCCCACCGACGUGUCUCCUCGUCUCACCGACCUCCACCCGACGACCCGAUGAGCAUCGACCCACCGUUGAGACUCCCAUGUUGCCCAGACUCCCACCGUGCGACCCCACGAGACUCCUACCGAUCUCGCUUGGUCGAUCCCGCGCCAAAUCCCACUUGAUCCCGCUCGGCCCGACGAGACUCCCACCAGCCCCCUCGAUCCCGCGCCGCCGCGCGUCUCUCCUUUACCCCGGCGACCUUAGCAACGAACCGAGACUCCCCUGCCGGCUCCAGGCCUCCAGCAAUCCCCCGCCGGCCGUCGAGACUCACCUGCCAUCUAUUGUUUGCCAGUUAUCUCGGUUAACCGAACAACUAUCUGAUAAUCGACCGGUCGGUUGUCAGUCAACCGAGGUGCUUUAGUCGUUCGGUGUUCGGUAAGGGGGCGGGAGUUCGGUUAACCAAUAACCAACUGGCCGGUUAUCGGUUAUGAUCGAAACUAACCGACCGCCACCCCUAGUAAGAAGGCUAGGCGUUACGUUUGGUGGCGGUUUGUAUCCUUUUAUGAGUUUUAUGUGUUUUUGUCACUGAAUUCAUAGGAAUUUUCACACAACUGCCCAUUUUGUGGCUAAAAAGGCUCUUUUAUCGACGGAUUGAUUAGUUAUCAACCGUCGCAUUUGCUUAUUUCAUUUACUUUACAAUUGUAAGCAUACUGCAUUGUACACCUGCCUAUGAAAAAGAAAACUUGUCUUCAUAGAAUUUUUCUAUAUAUACUUCAUGCCUUGGAAAUUUUGUUUUCGUAUUUACGGUUACGGUUGAUACGUAUAAUAUGCAUCAUGAUUUUGUUUUCUAAAUAAGAGGCCGCGCGAAGGCCAAAAAGGCUCAAGUUAGGGAGCAUAACUAAAUCUGGACCUUCCUUUUUAAGUGGGCCCAAAAUAUCCAGAUCUAACGGUGAAGAAUUAAAUACAUUUUAUUUUCUCUAAUUUUCUUAAUCGGCUCUUAUCUUCUUUGUUCUAAUUCGGAUUUCAAUUUUUUUUUUGUACAGAUGGAACAAGUUCGUUGUGCUAUACAAAAUGAGAUCCAUUUUCAAUAUUUUUUGAGAAAAAAUUUCAUCUCUCUCGUUACCAACUCCAUACCAUUUGUUAUCUUCUAUGUUCUUAAGUCUUUUUGAAAAUAUUUGCACAGAAGGAAAGAGUUCAUCAUGAUCUAUUUAGAUAUAAAAAUUCCUGGAUGAAAAAAAGACAAAAAAUACCACACUAUACCACCCUGAUAUGGGGGUGGUAUUUUGUGGUACGCUUUCAUACCAUAUGAUAUACUCUUAUUUUAAUACGAAUCAAUACCACCAUGGUAUGGACUUUGAAAAAUGGCUCAAUUUUUUUGUUCAAAAAAUAUAUCAAAGUUGAUGUCAUUUUGAAGAGCACAAUUAAUCUGAUUUAUUUGUGCAAAAAAUUAAAUUUCGAGUUAGAACAAGAGAAAAAUUUAAAUCCUAAUCCUAACAAACAUAUAAAGAGGUUCUCUUCAAAAACCCCUCCCAUUCUAUUUUUCCGUGAACAGCGCAUAGUACAUAAGGAUUUCUAUGUCUUUUUACUAUACUCAACUAAAUAAACAUAGAUCGUUCCAUGAGGCGGACCAAGCCCAUAUUUUUGUUGGUCUUUGGGCUUCUUAAGAUUGGACUGAGGUGAGAUGGAGUGUGUGCUGACUGCUAAGAAGUAAGAAACAAAAUAAAAUAAGCUUGCGGCAACAAAGGCCUAAGGGAACUUUCUCCAAAACCUCCCCCAUGCCACUUUUGUUAAACUCAAUAAUAUAAAGACAGAAUGUAUUACUCUACUUAUUUAGUUAUUUUCCAGCAAUCUACUAUAGUUAGAAGUUAGUUUUAUACUUUUAUAUGAAUUUAAAAAUACUUAAUGACCAGUGGCAGUAUGACUAAUAAUUGUAUGAGGUUGGUUGUGAUAUUUUUCGGAUCAAGGAACUAAAUCAGUAGGAAUGAUCUUGCAAAAUCACGAAUAUUUAAUUAUUCAACUAAUAAGUUGGGUAUGAAAGUAAAAUACAAGGUAAAUUAAUAUAGUCUAAUGAUUUUAUACUAUAUAUAUUUAUUUGGGUUGGUUCGAGUUUUAGUAAGAGAUUUGGAUUUGUGACCAUACAUAUAGAAAAAAAAACUUUUUGGUAACAUAAAAUUAACUUUUUGGCAUAAGAUUGAAUACCUACAAAUUUUUUGCUUAGUAUUCGAUACCUAAACUUUUUAAGAUUUACAAAUAGGUUUAAUUUUGUAUAUGUUGUUUAAAUUAUCUCAUAAAUAGGUAAACCGAUCAUUAUUAAAAAAAUUGGUGAAGGCAUACCCAAAUAUAAUAUAAUAAAAAUACUCAUAUCCA